GUGCUGUGCGCGGUGACUGGUGACUGGUGGCGGCCCCGGCGGCAUCUGCCGGCGUAAUAGUGCGGUCGACGGCUUAGAUAAGUUUAGCGGAGGCGGCGGUGGCGCCGACUGCGUGUUGGGCGUCGGGAGCGGGCCCGGAACUUGGCGCUCAGCAUGCCGACGGUGGAGGAGCUGUACCGCAACUACGGCAUCCUCGCCGAUGCCACGGAGCAAGUGGGCCAGCAUAAAGAUGCCUACCAAGUGAUACUGGAUGGCGUGAAAGGCGGCACCAAGGAGAAACGAUUAGCAGCUCAGUUUAUUCCAAAAUUCUUUAAGCAUUUUCCUGAACUGGCUGAUUCUGCAAUCAAUGCACAGUUAGACCUCUGUGAGGAUGAAGAUGUGUCAAUACGACGCCAAGCAAUUAAAGAGCUGCCUCAAUUUGCCACUGGAGAGAAUCUGCCAAGAGUAGCAGAUAUACUGACCCAACUUCUACAGACAGAUGACUCUGCAGAAUUUAAUUUGGUGAACAAUGCUUUAUUGAGUAUAUUUAAGAUGGAUGCAAAAGGAACGUUAGGUGGCUUAUUUAGCCAGAUUCUCCAAGGAGAAGACAUUGUUAGAGAAAGAGCAAUUAAAUUUCUGUCUACAAAACUCAAGACGCUCCCAGAUGAAGUGUUAACUAAGGAAGUAGAGGAACUCAUACUUACUGAGUCCAAAAAGGUCCUGGAAGAUGUAACUGGUGAAGAAUUUGUUCUAUUCAUGAAGAUACUGUCUGGCUUAAAAAGCUUACAGACAGUGAGUGGAAGACAACAGCUGGUAGAGCUGGUGGCAGAACAGGCUGACCUGGAGCAGACCUUCAGCCCCUCAGACCCUGACUGUGUAGACAGACUGCUACAGUGCACACGGCAGGCCGUACCUCUCUUCUCUAAAAAUGUACAUUCUACAAGGUUUGUGACAUACUUCUGUGAGCAAGUUCUCCCUAAUCUCAGUACCCUAACUACCCCAGUGGAGGGUCUUGAUAUACAGUUGGAGGUAUUAAAAUUGUUGGCAGAGAUGAGUUCAUUUUGUGGUGACAUGGAAAAACUAGAAACAAAUUUAAGAAAACUAUUUGAUAAGUUACUGGAGUAUAUGCCUCUCCCUCCAGAAGAAGCAGAAAAUGGAGAGAACGCUAGUAAUGAAGAGCCCAAGCUACAGUUCAGUUAUGUGGAAUGUUUAUUGUACAGUUUUCACCAAUUGGGCAGAAAACUUCCAGAUUUCUUAACAGCCAAACUGAAUGCAGAAAAGCUCAAAGAUUUCAAAAUCAGGUUGCAAUACUUUGCACGGGGCCUUCAAGUCUAUAUCAGACAACUUCGAUUGGCUCUCCAGGGUAAAACAGGCGAGGCCUUAAAAACUGAGGAGAACAAGAUAAAAGUUGUUGCAUUGAAGAUAACAAAUAAUAUCAAUGUUUUAAUCAAGGAUCUCUUCCACAUUCCUCCUUCAUAUAAGAGCACAGUAACAUUGUCCUGGAAACCUGUACAGAAAGUUGAGAUUGGGCAAAAGAGAGCAAAUGAAGAUACAAGUUCAGGUUCACCACCCAAGAAAUCUCCAGGAGGACCAAAAAGGGAUGCCAGACAGAUUUAUAAUCCUCCUAGUGGGAAGUACAGCAGCAAUUUGGGCAACUUUAAUUAUGGUGAGCGUUUUCGUUUGGGUACAAGCAGCCCAAGAGAUUAGGUAGAAAGUGAGCAGAGAGGAGCCUUCAGGGGAAGUAGAGGAGGCCGAGGUUGGGGAACACGAGGAAAUCGUAGUCGAGGAAGACUCUACUAGAGUGCGACAUCACAUUCUUCAGCAUUGUCAUGAGCUUAAAUCUACUACUCAUUGGAUUGCCGGGGAUGUCCCUUUAAAAGGACUGCUGCCUUCAGCUGAAAACGUAAUGUUCUUUCUACCUUUGUAUGUAUGAUCUACUUUUCUAACAGACCAUGGUUGUGUCCAAGGUAAAACCACAAUAAUAUUUUUGGAUGCUUUGUCUGCCGCCUUGACUUGUUUUCACAAUAUCCUCAUUAUCAGACUUCA
Messenger RNA from Cricetulus griseus (Chinese hamster), 2025 nucleotides. The record is from RefSeq and is a predicted model, not a curated record. Lineage: Eukaryota; Metazoa; Chordata; Mammalia; Rodentia; Cricetidae.